Messenger RNA from Sycon ciliatum, 1985 nucleotides. RefSeq lists its product as uncharacterized. The transcript has 3 exons. NCBI's taxonomy places the organism in Eukaryota, Metazoa, Porifera, Calcarea, Leucosolenida, Sycettidae. The coding region runs from base 133 to 1551 and encodes 472 amino acids. The record is from RefSeq and is a predicted model, not a curated record.
UUUCGAAUCAUCAGGCGACCUCAGAUAUCCCUUUCCCCUGGAAACUGUAGUUGCACCCCGACAACACCAGGUGCAAGUCUCUGCUCCUAGUUGUUCAGGGAAAUCAGCAAUUUUGUGGAGCGUACAUUGGCAAUGGAUGCCCAUCAGAAGCCUGACGUUCGCGACGAUGACGCAACCGAGGUAGCCAAGCCACAACAUGACAUCACUACUGAGAAUACAUAUGCGAUGCCAGAGCUAAUGGCUGCUGCUAGUCAAACUCUUACUGGUGAUGAUAAACUCCAGCAAGAGGAAUUGCAUCUAGAAUCCGCAAACAGUGAUGCAACGAGAUCACAACAUGUAUCUGAAUAUCUGCAGGUGAUGGAGCAGGGCCCGAUCCCGAAUGAACUGGACAGUGUUUCAUUUGAUGUGUUGCAAGGUACAUUAUUGCCAAUGUUGUCAAUUCUGGACAUCUUUCAGCUGUGUGGAGUUUCGAGGAAUGUUAAGAAGCUGCUGCUCAAUGAGUACACGUUUAAGCAUCUAUGCCAGAAGCGGUAUCAUCUCAGUCCUUACUUGGAAAUGUCGUAUAUUCGAGCUGCACGAAUUCUCUACAUAGCAGGCAGUGUGGCUAGCCUGCAUCAUAGCCUGUGGGAUAGCAUAAAAGAUUUCGUUGUCGAAAGAGCUAAUCGCUGGGUUUUCGACCGUAAGUAUAUAUUGCUCAAGCAAUUAAGGAGUCUGGCGUUGAUGGCGCCUCCAACUACCGGUGAAUUCACAAGCUGGACCUUCUCUUGUUUACAGAGUGAUCUGAUCCAUGUAGACUUAUUCCUCGUAGCUGAAGCUUGUGACAUUCUUCCCAACCUUUCGCCUGGGUUGUUUCAGGACAAAAGGACAGACUCAUCUGAUGGAGAUGCAGACAUGAAUGUGUAUAGAAUAGAAGACGUGACGACCUGGUUACAAGAUAUAUGUGGCUCUACUGAAGAGUGCCAAGAAGCUAUGAUCGAACAUUUUCAACAGGAUAUCCCAAAGCUGGUAUUAUGUUUACCCUACGUGAACCGUUCCAGGAGGCUUGUUGAUGUUGCACAAUGUUUUUACAGUAUUGCAAUUCACGACACAAGAUUAUUGGCAGCCCUGAGCACGGUAUGUCCCUACUUUUGUGAAUAUGGUCUGGAGCGAAUCAUUCCUAGAUGGACGUAUAAUCCCUUCGUUCAUUGGGAUUUCGUCAGUAAGAACAAGUGUGCUGAACACGAGGCUGCGAUUUCAACAAAUCAUUGGAUACACGCCGUCGGGCAGUUCGCAACCAAACAUUCUGUUGUCAAGCUCCUGAUAAUGGGAAGCAUGCGGACGGUUCCUAUCGAGGAUUAUUUCAUGGCUGUCAUGGAGUAUGAAGACUUCUUGAAGGGAUUGCCAAAGUCCAGUAUCCCUGAUCGUGCAACUCUCUACCUACAUUUGGGAAGUUACCUACAACCUGCCUUACAAGGAACACAUUCUAGGAAGGAAUGGACAGCAGACGAAUUGUUCAAAGCCAUGGUGGAUUAUGGCAAGGUGCUGGCUACGAAAAGUCUCGAAACGGCGUGAUGAAGAAGAACGAAUGAGAGAAAUAUGAGCAGCAGAAUGCCAGUAUCACAACAGCCAGUGCAGUUUUGUGCCCCCAUUGUCAUGAUUUCUGGACGGGUGCAUUGCUAAAGAUUGGUGAAUUUUUCAUUUUGUAAACUUCCUUUGUGAACAGCUGUCAUUUUCAGCGUGUCUCUGUAUUACUGGAACUAGUUGCAUUGUGAAUGCGAGUUUUGAAAACUGUUAGCGUUGGUAAAUGUACGAAUACCAUCUUCUGUAAACAUUCCGACCAAUUAAAUUUAAGUAAUCUCAAUUUCGAUCUUUCUCUGUUCAGGAUCCUCGUUACUUGUUCAUUUCCCUGCAAUAUAACCCUGUUUUCAUGAAUUUUGUUUCGCUAGAAGAAAUCCAAUGACCUUGCUCCUGGUAAACCAAUCCGUGUCUUUUCACGUUUUCAUUGC